AUUUGCCGGCAGAAUAAUUUUAAGCGAAAUUAACUUCCACCCUUACGAAUAGAAACAUGGAAGUGGAGAUACCUAACCCGCUUAUUACUGAUGACUCCGACGAUUCCAGCGUGAACCUGAAAUCCUGGAGCUCCGUCACGGAAAGUGUCCAUAGUUUCCUGGCGAUAUGGCCCACAUUAUUGGGUUUCAUCCUCUCGCGGCUUCUUUUUGGCCACCUGCCACAGCACUCCACGCAAAGAUUCCUUCUGGAGUUCAUCUUGAUUGGCUUUCCCUCUGUGAUUCUGAUCACCGUGGGCAGUGACUAUAGCGUCAUGUAUUCCCUGGUGGUUACCAUAGUUACUUUGGCUUAUCUGUACGCAAAUGGAGAAGGUGAUCCUUCUCCGAAGCCAAAGUACGAAGUGGGCAAACGACCUAUUGUCUUUACCCUGAUGAGAGCCACCGCCUAUAGUGGAACCUGUGCCGCCAUUCUGGCAGUGGAUUUCCCAUCUUAUCCCACUGAAUACCGCAAGAGCAGGACAUUCGGAGCCUCUGCAAUGGACAUGGGCAUCGGUCUGUUCGUAGUUACCAUGGGAUUGGUUUCAAAUCGUGCCAAAGACUUUGGUGAUCUGAGGAAACUGCCCAGAUCGGUGGUUCCAUUGCUGGUUCUGGGCUUAGCCCGGACAAUUGUCAUCACAGCGAUUCACUAUCACCAGGAUGAGGCAGAAUAUGGCAAGCAUUUGAAUGCUUUUUUCAUCUUGGGCUUCACCAAACUGAUGGGCAGCUGCUACAGUCUGCUGGCGAAGUCCGAUGGUCAGCUUCUGACUCUAGCGUUGGGCUUGCUUUUCCUGCACGAACUUGUGCUGCAGCUGGGCCUUUCCCAGUUUGUGAUGUCUGGUGCUCCCCGUAAUGGUUUCCUAAGAGCCAAUCGAGAGGGUCUAAGCUCCCUACACGGAUGCGUGGCUCUCUAUCUGCUUAGCAUUUACCUGUCCAAGUGGUACACCGCUCUGGAUUAUCUCAGCUACAAACAGUUAACCACCAAGUUGAAGAAACUGCUUGUUGCGGCCGUUCUCUGUUGGCUACUUGCCUUCAGCAGCGCCUUUUUAACAGGCAUUUCUCGUGUAACCUUUAGCUUUGGCUAUGUGAGCUGGAUGUUCGCCGUCUGCCUAAGCCUGAUUCUUAUAUAUGCAUUUUUCUUCGAACUUAAACAAGUUGGUAACCCUAGACCGAUUGGAGAUGGCGACAAGCUAACUAGCCAAUCCCUACCCACCUUUGUUGAGAGCCUCAACAUGAAUGGUCUGACGCACUUUAUGCUGUCUAACUUCCUUACGGGGCUGGUUAACUUGGCUCUGAAGCCGGAAAACCGAGAUGAUAUCGAGUCUGUGGUUAUACUCUCCGUCUAUAUGUUCGUAUGUGCCGGAGUGGUCUUUGUUAUGCUUAAGAAGCGUAUACGUUUAGCCUAGUUUGUAGAUAUUAGCCAAAAAUAUGUGAUAUGUACUUAUAAGUAAUAUCGAAAUUCCUUUAAAGUUUAAACGGUUGUUGUUUAAAUCCUGAAUAAGCUUCCGAAAUUAUUAAAAGACCAUACAUACA
This is a messenger RNA of Drosophila kikkawai, 1566 nucleotides long. The record is from RefSeq and is a predicted model, not a curated record. NCBI's taxonomy places the organism in Eukaryota, Metazoa, Arthropoda, Insecta, Diptera, Drosophilidae.